Arachis stenosperma is the source of this 915-nucleotide messenger RNA. RefSeq names its product mitochondrial uncoupling protein 3. Gene Ontology annotation, biological process: response to cold; transmembrane transport. The record is from RefSeq and is a predicted model, not a curated record. The coding region runs from base 1 to 915 and encodes 304 amino acids. Lineage: Eukaryota; Viridiplantae; Streptophyta; Magnoliopsida; Fabales; Fabaceae. The transcript has 2 exons.
AUGAAAUCAGGCCAUCAACAUGGUGGAGGUGAUAAUGCUCACACAAAGAUCUUACUUACUUCACUGUCAGCCAUGGUGGCUGAGACUACAACUUUCCCAAUUGACCUGAUCAAGACCAGGCUUCAACUCCAUGGUGAGUCGCUUUCCUCAAGCCGACCCACUGGUGCAGUUCGAAUAGCAGCAGAAAUUAUCCGUGAACAAGGUCCUCUUGGCCUUUACAAAGGCUGGUCUCCAGCAAUCAUAAGACACCUAUUCUACACACCUAUUCGAAUUGUCGGGUAUGAACAUAUGAGGAGUGUGGUUUCAGCUGAUAAUGCUUCACUCUCUAUCUUUAGCAAGGCUCUUGUUGGUGGAAUCAGUGGUUGCAUGGCUCAGGUUGUAGCAAGUCCAGCCGAUCUUGUCAAGGUGCGGAUGCAAGCUGAUGGCCGUAUGGCAAGGCACGGUAUUCAACCUCGAUAUUCGGGACCAUUCGAUGCUUUUAGGAAGAUUGUUCAGGCUGAAGGAUUAAAAGGGCUGUGGAAGGGUGUUUUGCCUAAUGUCCAAAGAGCGUUCUUGGUGAACAUGGGAGAAUUAGCAUGCUAUGAUCAUGCCAAACAAUUGGUUAUUAGAAGCAGGAUAGCUGAUGAUAAUGUUUACGCCCACACAUUAGCUUCCAUCAUGUCAGGUCUUGCGGCAACUUCUUUAAGUUGUCCGGCUGAUGUCGUGAAGACUAGGAUGAUGAAUCAAGUGGCCAAGGAAGGGAAAGUCUUGUAUAUUAGCUCUCUUGAUUGCUUGGUAAAGACAGUUAAAGUUGAAGGAAUUCAAGCACUGUGGAAAGGAUUCUUCCCAACAUGGGCUCGGCUAGGUCCAUGGCAAUUUGUAUUCUGGGUAUCCUACGAGAAGUUCAGAAAAAUUGCAGGGCUCUCUUCUUUCUAA